This is a messenger RNA of Triplophysa rosa, 5052 nucleotides long. It is a transcript of the gene lrrc3b, whose product is annotated as leucine rich repeat containing 3B. The record is from RefSeq and is a predicted model, not a curated record. The coding region runs from base 310 to 1095 and encodes 261 amino acids. The transcript has 2 exons. Lineage: Eukaryota; Metazoa; Chordata; Actinopteri; Cypriniformes; Nemacheilidae. Gene Ontology annotation, molecular function: protein binding.
UCGGACCUCAGAACCGGGCGCGAUCGAACCCCUCCCAGUCACUCGCGAACAUCAGCCAACAAUCUGCAGGAUAUGUGAGACGUUCUGAGACACGAGGACUGAUCGCGUGCACCAGAAGAUGUGUGAGGAUGUUCAGCAUCACGGAUGCGGAGAAUCACGAGUGUUUGUGUCGCAGGUUUAAACGCACGAUGAGCGCCGCCGGACGCUUUUCUCCAGAGACCCGAGGUUCGUGCUGACGGCCAUGGGGCUCCGGUGAUCGCCCCGGGCGUCGGUUCGCCGGCGUCAGGAGCAUGUCGAGCGCCCGUCAGCAUGACGCCGUUGGACCUGUGGCUUUCGCGUUCCAUCCCCAUGUGUCUUCUGCUCCACAGUCUGGUUCUGAUGGCCCUCUGCCUUCCGUCGGCCAGCACCUGUCCCAAAGGCUGCACCUGCCAGCGCUCCGAGAGCCCCCCGCACGGCCUCAACGUCACCUGUAGCCUGUCGCGCUUGAAGGAGAUCCCGCCCGACGUGCCGCCGGACACGCAGCUGCUGCAGCUGGACAGGAAUCACAUAUCGCUGGUGCCCGACCGCGUCUUUCACGGCUUGAGGAUGCUGCGGAGGCUCAAUCUGUCGCACAACGCCGUGGAGACGCUCGGGGAGGGGGCGUUCGUGGGUCUGGAGGGCUCUCUGGAGGUCCUGGACCUGUCUCACAAUCGCAUCACCAGCGUGCACAAGGACGCUUUCGUGCGGCUGAAGGCCCGCGUGCUGGUGGACAACAACCCGUGGCACUGUGAUUGCGCUCUGCAGCAGGCGCUGGGCGGCAUGGCGCACAACCACGAGGCGGCCACGCGCGUCCUCUGCCGGAGCUCCGAGCUUAGGGACCAAGAGGGCCAGCCGUUCUUGGCGGUGGACGCCGAUUUGUGCAACCUCGCCAAGCGGACCACCGACUACGCCAUGCUGGUGACCAUGUUCGGCUGGUUCGCUAUGGUCAUCUCGUACGUCGUCUAUUACGUACGGCAGAACCAGGAAGACGCCAGGCGACACCUCGAGUACCUGAAGUCCCUUCCUAGCAAACCCAAGAAGCCGGACGAACCGGAGGACAUCAGCACGGUGGUGUAAGAUGGUCAGCUGGACUUUACAGCACGCGUCUCGAUGUGGUUCGGUGUCUUCUCUUUUCCAGUGUGCUUUCUUGUGUGUAGAACAGUUCGUGAUACACGACCGGCCGAGAGAGUCGUGGCGUUUCUGUCGUCCUGUUUAAUAGCCACCGCCGGCGUGAGGACUUCCCGUUUUCUAUUCUAAUAUGUCGUACGCUUGUCAGUCGUUCGUGAGCGGUACAGGGAUGUUGAGAAAUGAAAUCUCAGGUGUUGAUAGACUCCAGUGAUUUGUAAAAACCCCACCCACGUUUUGAUGCCGCGACGUUUUGUAAGACAAACGAUAAUCCAGGCGUGUCAGAAAUGCACGUUCGCUACAAUCAUUUUACAAACCCUUUAUUAGCCGAACGCCGGCGAGGAAAGUCGUCUUACAAGUGUUAUCGUGACACCCCGCUUUAUUUGCACAUCUUUGUUGAAUGGUCACAUGAUGUCGUUCGUCAGUAAUGUUAGUCGUGACACUCGUUGUAUCCCGCGGGCUCGUGUUAGUCAGGUGUCGUGUCAUCUAAAGGACGGUUCGGAUGGCCGAUGUGUUUUAGUUCAAGAGUUUAUUACCUUCGCAUAAACUUCCACCUGUGAAACGGAGCUGUGGUGUGUAAUGAGAGCAGCUCUCUCUCUCUGUUAUAUUAUUGUGUGUACUGUAAUGUGCCGGGACGGUUAUGAGCAGAAAAUUACAGCUGUCAGUCUGUUUCUGGCCCUGGAGAACCAGAGAAGAGACGGCGGAGGAAAUGAAAAACAGAAAUGCAGGCCGCUCACACAGAUGAUGUCGUUGCACGAUCUAGUGAUCGUUUCAGAUGAUUCUUCAUGAUUUUACUGUAUUCUCCAGUUUCCUCGACAAAAAAUACCAUGUUAUUUCUGUUGUACAUGCCCGAAAUCAUAGAAUUGCAUCCAUAUCCAUAUUAUAACCAUAGUACAUGUCAUAUAAGAAAACUUGCUAUUCAUAGAUGAACGUGUUUAUUCAAGAUUAAGAGGGAACAAAUGUAAAAAAAUGUUAAAAGCUUAGUUUAAUCGACCGUCAGUCAGAGUAUAGAUGGAUCUGAUUUUCCUCCUGAUGGAACAUAUGCAAAAUGUCAUGCCAGUACCACACCACAUCAUACAGAAUAAGACCGUUGUGUGUUUUUUGUUAUUUUGUCUUCUGUGUUCAGUAAAAAGCUGUUUGACAACACAUUUAAAGACAUAUAACCAUCAGUCGUUUAAAGGGAUAGUUCACAAAAAAAUGAAAAUUCUGUCAUCGUUUACUCAACCCUCAUGUCAUUUCAUACCUGAACACAAAGAAAGAUAUUUGGAAGAAUGUUAGCCAGGUUCAUUACUGGAACAUCAUUGACUACCAGGGCUGGGAAGGUUACUUUUAAAAUGUAUUUCACUAGAUUACAAAGAACAUGCUUUAAAAAGUCAUCCGGAACGUAUUUUGUUUUGUAACUUAAUCUUAAUACUUUGGAAUACUAAUAAGGUACAUGAAACAAAGGGAUCACCAAACAGAGGACUUGGCUUUCCUCUGCUUAUUAUUUUAAACAACAUCAGUUUUACAGUUUUACAUCGUCGGACGUUAUAGUCCACAAUUGUGAGUGUAUGUCUCACAAUUCUAAGAAAAGAAGUAAAAUGGCUGAUUCAGGACAGUACUAAAUAAAACGAGCAUGCAAUUUCUAUGAACCCAGAUCCCUCGUUUUGUUAAAAUUAUUACAAUUUUGCAUAUUCGGCAAGGGAAUGAACCUUAUGAGCAGAACUGAAGCUUCUGCGGAUUGUCAGACAAUCACAGAUUCACUGUAAACCCGAAUAAACUAGUAAGUUUUGAGUUAGUUGUACUGUUGUUGACUCCUUUUAAUUUUGAACAAUUUUAAGUAAGCAAAACUAGUAAGUUUUGAGUUAGUUGUACUGUUGUUGACUCCUUUUAAUUUUGAACAAUUUUAAGUAAGCAAAACUAGUCAGUUUUGAGUUUGUUGUACUGUUGUUGACUCCUUAUAAUUUUGAACAAUUAGCAAAGUAACUUUUUUUAUUUACAGCUAAAUAAAUGAAAGGUCUUAAGACAACCUAAACAGUUCAGCUGCAUCAACAAUUAACAAACAGCCUUCACAGAGAGUGAUGCAACACACACACACGACUGCUAUUGCACCUCCCACAACCUAAGCAUAAGCACCACUCUUCUAACCCCAAAAGUCAAAAACACAACAAACUCUUCUAAAUAUCAAAGAUAAUUGAACAUUCAUCAUUAACAAGGCUUUUCCUUUCUAAAAACUCAUAAAAUAACACUUCAUUUCAAAAUUUACUUUCCUAAUGCAGUCUCACGCAAAGCAUGCUGGGAACUGAAUUUCAUUCUCAACAAAUCAUCUUGAAUUAACUUGUUGAAAUUAAGUUAAACUAACUCAAAAGUAAGAAUUAGUUACAGGAACUCAAAACAUUUAAGUUAGGAUUUUUUUUUAUAUAAAAUUAAGUUUACACUACUUAAACUGUUUAAUUUCUUUGAACAUUCGGGUUUACAGUGUUGUUGUUGACAUUAAUUGCCUGUUACAGUUUAUAUUAAUGUUUACAUGAGAUUGACAUUAAAAUUACAAGUAAUCACGUUGGUAAUCUGAAAUACUGUCAUUUGAUUACCACCCAUUUAAAAGUAACUAAUGAAAUAUUUGUAUUUUAAGUACGGAACUAAGUCACAUGUAUUUCGUUACUCCCCGGCCCUGUUCAUUACCAUAGUAGGACAAAUAAAAUGGUAGUCAAAGGUGCCCCAGAACUGUUUGUUGUCCUAAAUUCUCCAAAAUAUCAUAACAGAACAAAAAAAUGUACAAUACUUUUUUCUACUGUGGUAAUGGAUGAUGUCCCAGAACAUUCUUCUAAAUAUCAACAGAACACAGACAUUUAUAGAGGUUUGGACCAAUCUGAGGACGAUUUUCGUUUUGGGGUGAACUAUCCCUUUGAUGAUUGGUUGAUUGAUUGACAAUGUAAACGUAACAUCAGAUCAUCCUGAAGCGUAUAGAAACAUUAGAACAACAUUAAAGUGACUUGAUGGUUUGCGUACAGAAAUCCCUUUAAACGUGUGUGUGUGUGUGUGUGUGUGUGUGUGCGCGUGUGUUUGAAUGUAUUGAUGGAGUGUGUUGUAUUGUGUGUCUGCAGUUGUAUCGUGAUGUUUUUAAUGCAGAUUCACACUGAAGCAUGCUGUAGCCAAGGACACGCGGAGAGAUGUUUCUAAGUGCCUGAAAUACACAUCUAUAACUCUCUCUCUCUCAUACUUCCAGUUACUGAUCACUUUCUUUUGAACGUUCAGUCUUGCCGAGCUCGAGUCUACCUGAUCUGAAAUGAGUCUGUACUGCAGAGAAAACACAAAUGAUGUUAGUUAUGGGUAAAGGUUUCAUUGAUACGUUGUUUUAACUCUCCGUCACAUGGUUGGUGUUGAUGUUUUGACACAUGUCACUUCCACACCGUUGCAGAAAAAUCACAGAAGUAAUAGACUGAUGAAAUUUCACCAUGGUUUCACUAUAGUAACCAUAGGUUUUUAAGUUUUAUGUGUUUGAAACCAUAGUAACCACACAUUUACUAUGGACUCAUCACUAACAAAACAGGUUUAGUUCACUUUUACUCUAAUCAAACCAUGGCUCAUUGUCUCAAGGGUAAUAAUCAGCUCGGAUGAAAAAGCAGAGCAGUCUGAUGUAUGUAGCGUCAGUGUUGUUGGUGUAAUGAUGGCAACGGUAAAAAUGUUGAUUGUGUGUGUAGAGAUUCAUGCAUGGACACGCAUCAUGUGACAGAGAGACGGUACUCAACACGGCUGCAGCAUCUCUCUCUUCCCAUGUUCUUGGUAUGUUUUAUGAUAUACAUGAAACUCUCUUCUACUCCAAAAGUUAUUAACCUUGAAAAUGUUCAUUAAAGUGAUGACUAAUGGUACAGGACAGUGUAUGCGCAUGAUGUAGAGAAACUGAAAUAAAAGAUUUAUUCACUCUGUUGA